GAAAAAUAUUGAUAACUUUUUCAUGUUAUUAAUUUGUUUUCGUGUUUUGUAAGACAAAAAGAUGAAAACAAAUCAAUUUAGUUAUCAUAAAGAUGAUUAGCUAAAGCAAUUGUAAGUUUAAUACAUAAUUUAGUUGUAAAAAGACUUUUCCGAAAAACCAGAAGAAAACGAGAUUUGUACGAGAACUCGCCAAAGCUUGGUAGCAACAAAAUGGUGGACAAACUGUCAACAAGUGCUGUGCAAGAAAUAGCCGGGCUUUCGAAACAGAGAGGGCAGAGAAAGCUGGCAAAACAUCUUAACUUUUCUGUUGAUGAUGGAGAACUUGAUAUGAGACAAGCUAUACAUCUUGAUUUUUUAUAUGAUAACUUAAUGUUUGCUGCAGAAAAAGGAUUUCCUUGGAAUCAUGUGUGUAUGGUUGUAAAAUUUGCUGAAAAUGUUCUUACUAAUUCUUUAGGAAAAGAAUUGGUAUCUGUAUUGAAGUAUAUUCAGUCAGAAUCUACAGAGAUUGGUUGUGAACUUGGAGAAAGAAAUUUCAAAGUGUACAUUGAUUUUUUAUUUUCAACUUUCCUUCAGCACAUAAAGUUAUUUCAGUUUGUAUUUACACGUGAGCGUGGACGAAUGUCCCCUAAUGUACAGUUAGAAAUUAUUCCUCCAAAAGAUUCUGAACCUUUAAAAGAAGCUAAAGAAGUCAAAAUUUGGGAUUAUCAACAAAAUUAUGAAGGACUUCAAAGAAAGGAAACUGAAAAACAGAAUGAAAGGUUGCUUAAAAAACAAUAUAUUGCAGAAACUGCAGAUAAAAGAUUGGAAGAAUCAAUGAAAAAAAUUGAAAGUAAAAAGGAGGAAAAAUUUACAAAAGAGACAAUCACAGAUAUACUUAAAGAAGUAAUAGGAACUUAUACUGCCAACACCUUAGACAAUAUGAAGUGGAAUAUUGAAGAUACCAAAGAGGAUUUAGAGAUUAAAUUACAGAAAACAUGUCUACCUAGACCUCAAGCCUUAGGUGCACCCCCACGUUACACCUUGAAACCCAAAACUCCUGGAUCACCUCCAAAAGCAGCAAAAGCCAUGAAAUCUGCAUCUCCAGACCGUAAAAAAUCAGGUUCUGGACGAUCACGUAAAAAGUGAAAAGAUAUAUAUGAAAUAACUUGUAUAAACUAUUAAAAAAAGAAUACAAUCCAUCAUUCAGUGGAACCAAUUGUUUGAAAAAUUGAAUUAUUGUGGUGAUUUUAACCAUUAUACACAUUCAGGACUGUACAAAGAAUGUUUCUUAUCUGGAUAAAUGCAUUUAGCUAUGUCAGUGAAUGUUUUGCUGCCCUCCAUAAUAGCGGCAUUGUUGUACAUUUUUUCAUCAUUUUGUUGAACAAAUUAAUUUAAUGAGGUUGUUUAUGUUUUCAAUAAAUUAUUUACACUAAA
Mytilus trossulus (common blue mussel) is the source of this 1413-nucleotide messenger RNA. RefSeq lists its product as uncharacterized. The coding region runs from base 211 to 1125 and encodes 304 amino acids. Lineage: Eukaryota; Metazoa; Mollusca; Bivalvia; Mytilida; Mytilidae. The record is from RefSeq and is a predicted model, not a curated record. The transcript has 5 exons.